GGGCUGGUCGUGAAGGGAACAAUCGGGUGGACUCUGCCAGGGAGCCACCUCAAAGCAGAUCAGGUUACUGUGAGUGACAGCGUAACCAUGGCAAAUAAUUUGACUAAGGCUAUUGUCUUAUCCUCACCAUCCCCGGGUCAGAUAACCGACCAAUCAGAGUUCAUAUAAUCGCUUGUCUUGCCAGCUUAGAAUAAUAUUAUUAAAAGGAGCCAGCGAGCCGGUCUGCGGGAGUAGGUGAUGUAGAAACGGCUGAGAAAAGGUGGAGGAGGACGGCUGAAGGAGCAGCAACUUUCUCUCUUUCUCAGCAGCUACAGGAGGAUUUGUCGCCUGGGGUUUUGCACGGCUGAAUGGACUUGAGUUGAUUCCACCAUCCGCGGCUGGAUAUUACCUCACCUUGGGCUGUUUUAACUUUUACACUGCUCUUUUGGGACCUUUUGUCGCUUAUGGACUUAAUGCGUUUUGAUUUAAUGUGAGACUGAGAGGAGGGGACGUGGAAGUAAGGCACAAUAUAAUCUCUAUUGAUUUACGUUGUCGCCAUGUCCAUGCUUCCGACGUUUGGUUUUACGCAGGAACAAGUUGCGUGUGUUUGCGAAGUCCUCCAGCAAGGAGGUAACAUCGAGCGGCUCGGUCGCUUCCUCUGGUCCCUCCCGGCCUGCGAACACCUCCACAAGAACGAGAGCGUCCUCAAAGCGAAAGCCGUGGUCGCUUUCCACCGGGGCAACUUCCGCGAACUCUACAAGAUCCUGGAGAGCCACCAGUUCUCUCCGCACAACCACCCGAAGCUGCAGCAGCUGUGGCUCAAAGCGCACUACAUCGAGGCGGAGAAGCUGCGAGGCCGGCCGCUGGGCGCCGUGGGGAAGUACCGGGUCCGGAGAAAGUUCCCGCUGCCUCGAUCCAUCUGGGACGGAGAGGAGACCAGCUACUGCUUCAAGGAGAAGAGCAGGAGCGUCCUCCGGGAGUGGUACACCCACAACCCGUAUCCAUCCCCGCGGGAGAAACGAGAGCUGGCCGAGGGCACGGGACUCACCACCACGCAGGUCAGCAACUGGUUCAAAAACCGACGGCAGCGGGACCGAGCAGCUGAGGCCAAGGAGAGAGAAAACAACGAGAACUCCAACAGCAAUAGUCACAACCCAUUGACUUCUUCCAUGAAUGGAAAUAAAUCUCUAUUGGGGAGCUCGGACGACGAUAAAACCCCUUCGGGGACCCCGGAUCACACGUCCUCGAGCCCGGCCCUGCUGCUCGGCUCGAACGUCGGUUUACAGUCCCUGCACGGCCUCGCGCCCCCACCGGGACCCAGCGCCAUCCCGGUACCGGGCGGCAUAGACUCGGUGCACCAUCACCACUCAAUGCACCACGACUCCAUACUGAACCCUAUGUCUUCGAAUCUAGUGGACCUUGGCUCUUAAAAAGAAGGGGGACAGAGAGCACCGGCUCUUGUUUUUUUUUUUUGUUUUUUUUGGAAAAGUAACGAGGUGGCGCGAGCUUCAAGCACUUGCGGCAAGGUGCGAGGCCGACCGACUGGAACACUGCAGAAACACAGCCACCGUAACAAAUCAUUUCGUCUCAUAUUCAACCGUUAAAGUCGGUUUAAACAAGUGGGAAGAAAUGUGCCAGUGCGCAGCGCACUUAUCCCCAAAUUAAUCCUGCUUGACUCGAGAAACAAGAGUCAAAGCAGAGCACUUAAGAAAUUUAAUUAAAACAGAUACCAUUCAUUGGCAUAUUUUUUCUCUUUAUUUCCCUUAAGGGAAAUGUAAUUUCGAAAGAUUAAUAGAGAUUAUGACUUGUUAAAACGGAUCAUGUUUGCAGUGCUGGUGCAGACAAAAGGUGAGGUAUAGGUCGUUUUAGGUAAAAAAAAAAAAAAACGAAAAAAAAAAUGAAAAAAAGUAUUUUACUGGAAUGUAAUAACGUAACAUGCUAUAUUGUUGAAAACAAUACCAAUAAAAUGUCUUAAUUCUUGUUACUAUUACCGUUGUUAUUUGAGGGGUGUAGAUAUAUCAGCAGACUGUAUAGGCACAGUGUUGAAGACCCCAGCGCCUUUCUGUUUACAUACACAUGGUUCUCCAAGAGAACCAGAAGCAGUUUUCUUUUUUUUUGUUGAGGGGGGUGGGGGGGUGAUGAUGGGGUAUGAUAUUCUCAAGUGUCUUAUGAGAGCCGUGAUAAGAUGAAAUAUCUUAAUCUCUUGAUAUUAUUAUUAUCAUUUGGAAAGAGACUGCAUGUAAACUUUGCGAUAAAUGAUGAAACAAUUCACCUAUAGUUUCAUAUACCCUUUACAAUAAAAGAAAAAAAGAAAUA
Molecule: messenger RNA, 2295 nt
Organism: Sebastes umbrosus (honeycomb rockfish)
Lineage: Eukaryota; Metazoa; Chordata; Actinopteri; Perciformes; Sebastidae
Gene: six2a
Product: SIX homeobox 2a
Exons: 2
Coding region: 537-1409 (290 amino acids)
Biological process (GO): regulation of transcription by RNA polymerase II
Cellular component (GO): transcription regulator complex; nucleus
Molecular function (GO): DNA-binding transcription factor activity, RNA polymerase II-specific; RNA polymerase II cis-regulatory region sequence-specific DNA binding
Source: RefSeq, a predicted model, not a curated record